UGUGCGCACCGCUCCCAGGUCCCCUAGGGGGCGGAUGUCCAGAGGUUUCCCAGGGGGCACCUUUCUGUACGGUCCCACCUGAGAGGCACCACGACGUCCCUGCCAUUCUUGUUUCCAGGCGCCUGGAACGAGGAAGUGAUGAGUGAUAAAGCAGAGGAGUCUGCCAUUGGGCCUGAAAACCAAAUGAAACGUCAUGGAGAACCUAUGAGUCCUCCUCCAUCUAAGAGACAGCCGAGCAUGGCACUGUCAGUGGAACAGGAAGUUGAACAGGAAGGAGAGGGAGCAUCCCACUCUGGAGACUCAGCUAUGUCCUCGGAAGAUGAUGAGCCCGUGGUCAAAGCAAUGUCUGUGUUGGGAGAUGUGCCAGAUCAACUGCCAAUACCAGUGGAAAUUAGUGCUGAAAUGAAACAUCAAUUAAAGGAGGAAAUUCGACGAUUUGGACAAAAAUAUGAAAAGGUCUUCAAAUUGCUUGAAGGAAUGGAAGGAUCUGUAGAACUGCGGGACAAAUUUUGUUUUAUUGUCCGUCAAGGAAGCAGCAAGAUUGAUAUUAUCUAAGUCUCCCUCACUCUUCCAAGUUCAAGAAGACUUCUGUUCACACUGGAUUUUGAGGUAGGACGAGACCUCAAAAUACUCAUACUCUUUGUGUUUGCUGGGUUGUCCCUCACCAAAAUGGUCCAUUUUCUAUUCCCUUGUAGAUUGUGAACUUCCCUUUCUGUCCCCCACAGUGCCUUCUACAUUAUGGUUCUGUGGGUGUCUUUUGGUUAAUGACUUGACUCUCUAUUUUCAGAUUUAAAAGAUAAGACUUAAUAAGGCACCUGCAGAAGGUACCAGAAAAAUUAGAACUUGACCACCUUCUCAAGAAAGAUAAUUACACCCCAAACUUAUAAUUCUGUUUUCAAGUUAUCAAUGUGUAACAUGAACCAGUUGAAUGGCACUGGAUAUUGGUGAUGCCUUUCAGUACAUGUUAGUUAAGAAAAUUGUCUACUUGAGGUUAUGAAAAAGCUUUGGAACUUUAAUGUUAUAAAUUUCU
This is a messenger RNA of Mustela erminea (ermine), 1030 nucleotides long. RefSeq names its product integrator complex subunit 6-like. The transcript has 5 exons. The record is from RefSeq and is a predicted model, not a curated record. NCBI's taxonomy places the organism in Eukaryota, Metazoa, Chordata, Mammalia, Carnivora, Mustelidae. Bases 139 to 555 code for a protein of 138 amino acids.